AUGUUUUCUUCCUUGUAUAAAAUGGAGGCUUUCAAGACAACUUUAAAAUAUAUUUGGAACUCCUUGAGUUUGCCAUGCUGUUGCUCAGUAACCUUUACCGACGAAAUGGAUAGUAUACUCGGCAACAACGCCGCUGGAGGUCAGCGGCAUGUGGAUCCUAACGUUCUUGCUGUGCUGCAAGAUGUUACUGAGGUGCUCGAAGUAGCACCCUGCCAGGAAUCAGCUUGGGCGAAAGCUUUUCGUCUCACAGUCUCCAUUGGUCAUCAUGGUAAGCUGGCUCUAAAGGGCGAGUUCGAGUCGACAUCAACCAUCCACGCUAUUGUACCCGAAUUUUGUCCCAAGCCUAUGGGAUGGGGGACAUUCAAGAACGAUCCAAAUUCACACUUUUACAUUUGUAAGUUUUAUGACUUUAUCGAAGGCGUACCUGAGCCGAGCUCUUUCUGUGAGAGCCUUGCGCGGUUACAUUCCAGCCAAUCUCCGACGGAGGGCAAGUUCGGAUUCUAUUGCACAACAUACAAUGGCAAUCUUCCUCAGGACAACACCUGGUGUGACAGCUGGGAACAGUUUUUUUCGAAUGGCCUACGUCACAUUUUGAACAUACGAGAAGAAAGGGCUGGCCCUAACCCCGAACUCGACGCACUUCUGCCUCAGCUCUUUGACAAAGUGAUCCCCAGGCUCUUGCGACCACUGGAAAGCGGGGGACGAAAAAUUAAACCCUCGCUAGUGCACGGAGACUUGUGGUAUGGAAAUGCAGGAAUAAUUGAUGGCGAUACCGAGAAGGGUAUCGUGUAUGAUCCCGCCAGCUUCUGGGCGCAUAACGAAUAUGAAUUGGGAAACUGGCGUCCUGAGCGAAACAAAUUCACACGUCGCUAUUUUCAAGCAUACCAUUCUCACAUACCCAAAGCGGAGCCGGAAGAGGACUACGACGAUCGCAAUGCUCUUUACUCUUUGUAUGAAGACAUUUGA
This is a messenger RNA of Trichoderma gamsii, 966 nucleotides long. RefSeq lists its product as hypothetical. NCBI's taxonomy places the organism in Eukaryota, Fungi, Ascomycota, Sordariomycetes, Hypocreales, Hypocreaceae. Bases 1 to 966 code for a protein of 321 amino acids. The record is from RefSeq and is a predicted model, not a curated record. The transcript has 4 exons.